AUGGCGCCUGAGAUCCCAUCCAGCCCAGGGGGUCGUCCUCCCAUGAGCGUGGAAAUGAUCAGCAAGCGCGCCCAAGAUUACGAGUACAACGGGAAUAUUGCUCUGCGGUAUUGGCUUCGAACGGCCUCUACACUGAUCCGUGAAGCGCAAAUCUACGAACGCGAAGGAAACGAUGAACAAGCAUACCUCCUCCUCUUCCGACAUGCUCAGCUGGUUCUGGUACAUUUAUCUGUACAUCCCGACGCGCAGAAAGACGGCGAAGGGCGAGCUGGGUUGCUGGCCGCCGAGAAGCAAGUCAAGAAGAACCUGGUCAAGCUGGAGAGCCUCAAACCUCGGAUCAACAAACGAUACGAGAGAUACACUCAGCUCAUGCGUGAACGCCAAUCGCGCAAGCUAUCAUCGGAACCUGCGAUACCCGAAGCAGAACAGACUCCCGCGGAUCCUGCUCUAUCCGGCGUCGCGGAGCCGUUGGAGGCUGGGGAGAACCGAGACCUUGCGGUGAAAUUGGCGCAGUCCGAGUUGACCCGCAGAGCCACUCUGCGCAAGACUCAUGACGGCCGUCGCAUUGCGGGGGAAUGGAGCGACUGGGAGAGUGCCCUACAGGCUAACAGGAAGACGAACGAUACCGAUCUUAGCCAGCGCAUUCAAAGUAUAAGGUCAAAUAUCGACCACACCCAUUCGGUCAGCCAAGCAAAAGGCCCCCAGAAACCCGUUGUGCAUGAGGCCCCUCCAGUGUCUUCAGCAUAUAAGUAUCCAACCGUUCCUCUCCAGAAGCCUCUCGACCCUAUCUCAUCCGGUCAAAUCGCCAUUCACGACAAGAACGCCGAACGACAGCCUCCUCCAGUAUUACCGCCAAAGGAAACGGCUCAGCCUCGAAAAGCCGCCCCGCUUGUCCCUGAGAAGAAACUCUCGGCUAAUGCCAACCCCGAACUCAACCCAUCGAGCUACACGUUCAAGCCCUCUGCGUAUCUGGAGAAUGGGACGCCUCUACGUUCAGUCUUCCUCCCUGCCCACCUUCGAACGCGCUUUUUAUCUGUGGCGGCUGCCAACACGCACCGCAAUCUAGAAACAUGUGGAAUUCUAUGCGGGACACUUGUCUCCAAUGCGCUCUUCAUUUCGAGGCUGGUCAUACCCGAUCAAGUCUCGACCUCCGAUACCUGUGAAACCACAAACGAAUCGGCCCUCUUUGAUUACUGCGACACGGAAGAUCUGAUCAUGCUCGGCUGGAUUCAUACACAUCCCACCCAGACCUGCUUCAUGAGCUCACGGGACCUGCAUACGCAUUCCGGUUACCAGGUGAUGCUUCCUGAGAGUAUUGCUAUCGUCUGUGCUCCCAGCAAAGAUCCAGACUGGGGCGUCUUCCGUCUUACGGAUCCGCCUGGUUUGAAGACUGUGCUGAACUGCACGCAGGGCGGGCUCUUCCACCCUCAUGCUCAAGAAAACAUUUACACUGGUGCCUUGAGGCCGGGGCAUGUUGUUGAAGUUAAUGGAUUAGAAUUUGAGACGGUGGACCUUCGUGCCGCCGGAUCGCGAGUCUGA
Penicillium chermesinum is the source of this 1539-nucleotide messenger RNA. RefSeq names its product putative endosome-associated ubiquitin isopeptidase (AmsH). Gene Ontology annotation, cellular component: membrane; endosome. Bases 1 to 1539 code for a protein of 512 amino acids. The transcript has 3 exons. Gene Ontology annotation, biological process: protein K63-linked deubiquitination. Gene Ontology annotation, molecular function: metal-dependent deubiquitinase activity; K63-linked deubiquitinase activity; protein binding. The record is from RefSeq and is a predicted model, not a curated record. Lineage: Eukaryota; Fungi; Ascomycota; Eurotiomycetes; Eurotiales; Aspergillaceae.